Penicillium argentinense is the source of this 201-nucleotide messenger RNA. Its product is annotated as transposable element Tc1 transposase. The record is from RefSeq and is a predicted model, not a curated record. Gene Ontology annotation, molecular function: nucleic acid binding. The transcript has 2 exons. Bases 1 to 201 code for a protein of 66 amino acids. NCBI's taxonomy places the organism in Eukaryota, Fungi, Ascomycota, Eurotiomycetes, Eurotiales, Aspergillaceae.
AUGAUCGGUUGGGUGAAGGAGUGGAUUGGCGAUCGAUAUUUAAAAUCCUAUGAUCGUAAGCUAUCCUAUGAUCAAUUACGUGAGGCUGUACGGGCUGCUUGGGAUGCGAUACCUACAACCUUCCUAGAUCAACAGAUUGAUCUAAUGCAGGCACGCUGUCAAGCUGCCAUUGAUGCACUGGGAGGAUAUACACCCUACUGA